AUGGAAGGCCUCGACUACAGUCGAUCCCCGGGGUUGAUCGCCGAAGACAAUAACGGGUCUUUUGGGCCCAGUCACGUCAUACAGCCCAAGUCCGAGCACACCCACACUGCGAUUAUUUUACACGGACGCGGCAGUUGCGGCGAGGAGCUUUUUCAGGAACUUGUUGCAUCAACGCUUUCCGAUGACUGCACCAUCAUAGACAAACUGCCCGGUUGGCGAUGGGUAUUCCCUUCCUCGAAGAAAAUAUGGAGCAUUGCUUUUCAAGAAAACAUGCCUGCUUGGUUUGAAGCACACUCUCUAACAGACCCUACCGCGCGGCAAGAUUUGCAAGUCGAAGGGCUUUGUGAGUCGAUAGACUAUAUCUCUCAAGUUAUGGAGGGGGAGGUUAAGCGACUUGGCGGCAAUCAAAAAAGAUUAGUCCUUGGCGGAAUCAGCCAGGGUGCUGCGGUUGGGAUGUGGACUCUGUUCUGCCAGCGAGAUCAAACUACAGGAUUGGGGGGAUUCUUUGCCGCCAGUACUUGGCUCCCAUUUGCGGCUGAUGUUGAAGAAAUCCUGGCUGGUCAGAAGCCGCUGCCAAAAAAGGGUCCUGAUGCGGAAAACAUGGCACCCAAGGAUGUGUUACUUAGCAUGAUACAAACCGUGGGUGAACGUCUCCGUCUAGGCAUUUUGGAACAAACUUCGAUAUUCAUGGGCCACGGCGUUGACGACGCAUACGUGGACGUGGAAUUAGGUCGACAGGCAGCACGUGUCCUGAAGCAAGGGGGGGGGGAUGUUGAAUGGAAGGAGUACGAAGGGGCGGAGGAAGAGGGGCAUUGGUUUAAGGUGCCAGACGAGAUGGAUGACAUUGGUGAUUUCCUUGUAGCUAUCUGA
Colletotrichum higginsianum IMI 349063 is the source of this 870-nucleotide messenger RNA. Its product is annotated as Phospholipase/Carboxylesterase. Gene Ontology annotation, biological process: protein depalmitoylation. The transcript has a single exon. Gene Ontology annotation, molecular function: carboxylic ester hydrolase activity; palmitoyl-(protein) hydrolase activity. The coding region runs from base 1 to 870 and encodes 289 amino acids. Gene Ontology annotation, cellular component: cytoplasm. NCBI's taxonomy places the organism in Eukaryota, Fungi, Ascomycota, Sordariomycetes, Glomerellales, Glomerellaceae. The record is from RefSeq and is a predicted model, not a curated record.